Chelonoidis abingdonii (Abingdon island giant tortoise) is the source of this 1700-nucleotide messenger RNA. It is a transcript of the gene HGD, whose product is annotated as homogentisate 1,2-dioxygenase. Gene Ontology annotation, molecular function: homogentisate 1,2-dioxygenase activity. Lineage: Eukaryota; Metazoa; Chordata; Testudines; Testudinidae. The record is from RefSeq and is a predicted model, not a curated record. Gene Ontology annotation, biological process: L-phenylalanine catabolic process. Gene Ontology annotation, cellular component: cytoplasm.
CAUCAAGCAUCUGGGUGAGGUGCAGUGAGAAUGAAUAUCCAUAUUUUACAGCCAGGGAAACAGGGCAGACAGUUUGCAAUCAGCCUGGCUUUGUCCGUGCAGCUGCUCCAACAAGAAAAUCAGCAAGAAGAGUUUGUUUUUAGGAGACCACAACAGACCAUUUUGGCCAAAUAUCUCAUUUGGUUUUGUAUUUGCCAAAGUGAGAAAGCAAAGUGAGGAAAAUGGCAGAGUUGAAGUACAUGCCAGGAUUUGGUAAUGAAUGUGUCUCUGAAGAUCCACGCUGUCCUGGAGCCUUACCAGAAGGACAGAAUAACCCUCAGGUCUGCCCAUAUGGUCUGUAUGCAGAACAGCUCUCGGGCUCUGCCUUCACCUGCCCCAGGUCCACCAAUAAGAGAAGCUGGCUGUAUAGAAUUCUACCCUCUGUCUGUCACAAGCCCUUUAAACCCAUGGAUCAAGGCCACCUGACACACAACUGGGAUGAAGCGGAGGCUGAACCCAACCAGCUGAGAUGGAAGCCUUUUGAGAUCCCGAGAGCCUCUGAAAAAAAACUGGACUUUGUGAGCGGUUUGCACACAUUGUGUGGAGCUGGGGAGCCCAAGUCACGCAAUGGGAUUGCCAUCCACAUCUUCACCUGUAACACCUCCAUGAUUAAUAGGUGCUUUUACAAUUCAGAUGGAGACUUCCUGAUUGUGCCACAGCAAGGGAAGCUGCUCAUCACCACCGAGUUUGGCAAAUUGCUGGUGGAGCCCAAUGAGAUCUGUGUCAUUCAGCAAGGGAUGCGUUUCAGUGUGGAGGUGUUUGGAGAAACCAGGGGCUACGUGCUGGAGGUGUAUGGCGCACAUUUCGAGCUACCUGACCUGGGUCCCAUCGGGGCCAAUGGUCUGGCUAACCCACGAGAUUUCUUAGUGCCAGUUGCCUGGUAUGAAGAUCGCCAAGUAGCAGGUGACUACACAGUGAUCAGCAAGUACCAGGGCAAAUUGUUUUCAGCCCAACAGGAUUUCUCCCCAUUCAAUGUGGUGGCCUGGCAUGGGAACUACACACCAUACAAAUACAAUCUGGAUAACUUUAUGGUCAUCAAUUCUGUUGCGUUUGACCACGCGGACCCAUCUAUUUUCACUGUCUUGACAGCCAAGUCAACCCGACCUGGAGUGGCACUUGCUGACUUUGUCAUCUUCCCACCCCGAUGGGGGGUAGCAAACAACACCUUCCGGCCACCUUAUUAUCACAGGAACUGUAUGAGCGAGUUCAUGGGGCUGAUCAAAGGGCGCUAUGAAGCGAAGGAAGAAGGGUUCCAGCCAGGAGGGGGCAGCCUACACAGCAUGAUGACACCCCAUGGGCCAGAUGCUGAGUGUUUUGAGAAGGCAAGCAAAGCCAGGCUAGAGCCUGAAAGAGUUGCAGAAGGGACCAUGGCCUUCAUGUUCGAGUCCUCCUUCAGCAUGGCUGUUACCACGUGGGGCCUCAAGACCUCCAACUGUCUAGAAAAGACCUACUACAAGUGCUGGGAACCGCUAAAAAGCCAUUUUAAUCCCAGCUACAAGUAAACAGAAGUGAGCUGCUUAUGCACUCCCAUGCCAGUCACGCUGAUGGGAAACAAUCAGUGAUACCUACAGGGGCAAGGGAUGGUAAAGGAACAUCCCUCAGUACAGCGAGUGCCAUUGCACUGCAGGAAUUUCAACAGCGACUGAUUAAAUGAAUUACUC